AUGACCACUGUUCAGCAAAUCGUCGCCUCUAAUGGGCAACUGCAUGAGAUUCAUGAAUCCAUCACAGCAGUCUUCACCGGGGCUACGCACGGCAUCGGGUUAGAGACUCUCAAAGCCUUUCUGAGAUACAUUUCCAAACCAAAGGCAAUAUUAGUCGGUCGAAAUCGACAGAGAUUCGCUCCUGAGCUCGAAGCUCUUCGUCAACUCAACCAAGAUGCCGAAAUCUCUUUCCUCGAAGCCGAGCUCAGCCUGAUCUCCGAAGUCGAUCGAAUUUGCGAGACCAUCAAGCAGAGAACACCAACAAACAGCAUUAGCUUACUUUGCAUGUCGCAAGGAUACGCACCUCUUGGGCCGAGAAGGUUCAAUAAAGAAGGUCUCGAUGAAGCGAUGACACUCGGCGUAUACGGAAGAGUUCGCCUGGCAGAAAGACUGAUCCACCUCUCGACGUUAUCAACGAACGCCCGGGUGGUGUCAAUCCUCGGCGGCGCAAAGGAAGACAAGCUUUUCCUCGAAGAUAUGGAGCUGAAGGAGAAUUACAGCGUCAUGAACUUCGUGGUCAUUUUACCUCGAUGA
Messenger RNA from Zasmidium cellare ATCC 36951, 573 nucleotides. RefSeq lists its product as uncharacterized. NCBI's taxonomy places the organism in Eukaryota, Fungi, Ascomycota, Dothideomycetes, Mycosphaerellales, Mycosphaerellaceae. Gene Ontology annotation, biological process: secondary metabolic process. The transcript has a single exon. Bases 1 to 573 code for a protein of 190 amino acids. The record is from RefSeq and is a predicted model, not a curated record.